AUGAUGCAGGAGGGGCUGGACGACGGACCGGACUUCCUCAGCGAAGAGGAUCGAGGGCCUCGGGCGGUGAACGUGGACCUCCAGACUGAUGCCACACUGCAGGUCGACAUUUCCGACGCUCUGAGUGAGAGGGACAAGGUUAAGUUCACGGUCCACACAAAGAGCACGUUGCCGAACUUUAAGCAGAAUGAGUUUUCCGUGGUUCGACAGCAUGAGGAGUUCAUCUGGCUCCACGACUCGUUUGUGGAGAACGAAGAGUACGCAGGAUACAUUAUUCCUCCUGCUCCUCCGAGGCCGGACUUUGACGCCUCCAGAGAGAAGCUGCAGAAGCUCGGAGAAGGAGAAGGCUCUAUGACCAAAGAGGAGUUCACCAGGAUGAAGCAGGAGCUGGAAGCCGAGUACUUGGCGAUCUUCAAGAAGACUGUUGCGAUGCACGAGGUGUUUCUGUGCCGAGUGGCGGCUCACCCCGUCCUGCGCAAAGACCUCAACUUUCACGUGUUCCUGGAGUACGGACAAGACCUCAGCGUCCGGGGGAAAAACAAAAAGGAGCGACUGGAGGAUUUCUUCAAGAACGUGGUGAAGUCUGCGGACGGAGUCCUGGUUGCAGGAGUCAAGGACGUGGACGACUUCUUCGAACACGAGAAGACGUUCCUCCUGGAAUAUCACACCAGAGUGAAGGAUGCUUCUGCCAAAUCCGACCGAAUGAUCCGCUCCCACAAAAAUGCUGCAGACGACAUCAACAGAAUCGCCUCCACGCUGAACACACUGGGGACGCAGGACGGAACCGACCUCUGCAAGUUUUUCCUCAAAGUUUCUGAGCUGUUUGAGAAGACUAGGAAAAUUGAGGCUCGAGUUGCGGCCGACGAAGACUUGAAACUGGCUGAUCUGCUCAAGUACUAUCUGAGAGAGUCCCAAGCUGCAAAGGACCUUCUGUACCGCCGGAGUCGUGCUCUGGUGGAUUAUGAAAACGCUAACAAAACUCUGGACAAAGCUCGAGCGAAGAACAGAGACGUUCUUCAGGCUGAGACCAGUCAACAGCUCUGCUGCCACAAGUUUGAGAAGAUCUCAGACAGCGCCAAGCAAGAGUUGAUCGACUUUAAGACGAGGAGGGUAGCAGCUUUCAGGAAGAACCUGGUGGAGCUGGCAGAACUGGAGCUCAAACACGCAAAGGGGAACCUCCAGCUUCUGCAGAGCUGUCUGGGAGUUUUAAAAGGAAACACUUAG
Knipowitschia caucasica is the source of this 1224-nucleotide messenger RNA. NCBI's taxonomy places the organism in Eukaryota, Metazoa, Chordata, Actinopteri, Gobiiformes, Gobiidae. The record is from the annotation of a GenBank genome assembly.